AAUACGACAAGCUUACAUUUCCGCCAUUCCGAAUAUUAAACCCUCAGAAAUUCGCAUUGCUUUUUCGUCUUCUUCAAGCUUUCGAUCAGAAUUCACUCGUCAUCUUCAACAAUGGCUGAAUCAUCACUCGCCCUGAAGCGCCUCCUUUCGUCCGGCACGGUGUCUCUGCCAGCAUCGUCAAGUGUGUUUGAUCCGUUCUCAGCAAGGAGCAACUUGUCCCAAAUACUGAACAUGAUGGACCAAUUCACGGAAUCCCCUGUUUCCGCCUCCGCCCUUCGAAUGGAUAUGCCCGGAUUGGGGAUAGAAGAUGUGAAGGUUUCUGUGGAGCAGAACACACUUGUUAUCAAAGGUGAGGGCAACAAGGAAUCCGAGGAAGAUGGAUCUGGCCGGAGGUACACCGGCAGAAUCGAUCGAAGCACAUAA
Molecule: messenger RNA, 423 nt
Organism: Erythranthe guttata (spotted monkey flower)
Lineage: Eukaryota; Viridiplantae; Streptophyta; Magnoliopsida; Lamiales; Phrymaceae
Source: RefSeq, a predicted model, not a curated record